Molecule: messenger RNA, 368 nt
Organism: Paramecium primaurelia
Lineage: Eukaryota; Ciliophora; Oligohymenophorea; Peniculida; Parameciidae
Source: the annotation of a GenBank genome assembly
AUGGAUAAGUUUGAAACCAUAUAGGGCAAACUAUUUUAUACAGUUUAUUUGAUGCAUAAACAAAAUGAGAUUAGUGAAGAAUAGAAAGGAAGAAUAAAAGGUAGAGAGUAGGUUUAUGUUCAGAUUUGAUAGUUUAAUGGGAUCCUCAAAUAUAAGAAAUUAGUAAGGAUCUGAAUAGACUAAGACAGAACUUUCUCGAAAUGGCAUGCUCAUACUCUGAUAAUGCAGAUUCAAAAAUAACCAAAAUAACUCCUCGAAGCUUAAGUCGUCUCAAUGUUAGGAUAGGUCAUAGUAACUUUAAGUUGGCAAAUAAAUCUUAUAGUUCAUUAUCAUCGCCUAUUGAUCAUCGUAAACCAUUAUUAUUAUGA